Messenger RNA from Penicillium concentricum, 858 nucleotides. RefSeq names its product class II fructose-bisphosphate aldolase. The transcript is spliced from 2 exons. The coding region runs from base 1 to 858 and encodes 285 amino acids. Gene Ontology annotation, molecular function: zinc ion binding; aldehyde-lyase activity. Lineage: Eukaryota; Fungi; Ascomycota; Eurotiomycetes; Eurotiales; Aspergillaceae. Gene Ontology annotation, biological process: carbohydrate metabolic process. The record is from RefSeq and is a predicted model, not a curated record.
AUGUCCUGGAAAGAAUCCAAUUGUCACAUCGCCAUCCUACGAAAUGCCGAAGUCGGGCAGUAUGGAGUCAUCGCCGCCAUCGCCUACAACAUUGAACAUGUCCUAGGUCUAGUGCGGGCAGCUGAGACAGCACGGUCACCCCUCAUUAUCCAAUUCUUUCCAUGGGCCAUCGAGGCCACGGAUGGUCUGCUCGUGCGCACGGCCGCAGACGCCGCAAAGCGUGCAAGCGUACCGAUUAGCAUCCACCUCGACCAUGCGCAAUCCGAAACUAUCAUCAAACGAGCAGCGGAGCUACCUUUCGACAGUAUCAUGGUUGACAUGUCUCACUACGAGAAGGAAGUCAACUUGGAGAAGACGCGCAAACUGGUGCGGUAUUGCAACGAGCGGCAGAAGGCUACCGAGGCCGAACCGGGUCGCAUUGAAGGUGGAGAGGAUGGGGUACAGGAUACUGCGGGGCUGGAAGCAUGUAUGACGACGGCUGAGGAGGUAGAUGAGUUCGUCGGAACGGGUGUGGACGUGCUUGCUCCGGCUUUUGGGAACGUUCACGGCGAGUAUGGCCCACGAGGGCCACAAUUGGAUUUUGAAAGAUUCCAGAGUGUUCGUACACAGGCAAAUGGUAGAGUCAGGCUGGCUCUGCAUGGUACCAAUGGGUUUACGCCUGAGUUAAUGAAGCGUUGCGUGGCUGCUGGUGUUAGCAAGAUCAAUGUCAACCGUCUCGUCCUAGACGAUUACUACGACCAUCUUCGCGCCAAUGUGGAUAAAAUGACGCACACUCAGUUGAUAGAGGAGGGUAUUCAGAAGGUGGCGGAUCUGACUGUCAAGUGGAUGAAAAUUUGCGGCUCUGCUGGCAAGGCAUGA